Messenger RNA from Andrographis paniculata, 1063 nucleotides. RefSeq names its product mediator of RNA polymerase II transcription subunit 7a-like. Gene Ontology annotation, cellular component: core mediator complex; mediator complex. The record is from RefSeq and is a predicted model, not a curated record. The transcript is spliced from 5 exons. Gene Ontology annotation, biological process: regulation of transcription by RNA polymerase II. Bases 195 to 701 code for a protein of 168 amino acids. NCBI's taxonomy places the organism in Eukaryota, Viridiplantae, Streptophyta, Magnoliopsida, Lamiales, Acanthaceae. Gene Ontology annotation, molecular function: transcription coregulator activity.
CCAUUUGAACUUGGAAAACCGCAGCAAAGUAACAGCAGAGAAAUUUCUUCAAACCAUUCUCAGCUGUACGCCAUCAACACAAACAAGAUCCACCGCCGCCGCCGCCGCCGUCGCGACAAUCCGGUUCAUUGGAGCCUAAGGCCGCACAGAGGAUUUUAGUUAUAUAAGGUACAUAUCGAAUCCAUUAUCUUCCAAUGGCAACGGCGACUUACCCACCGCCGCCGCCGUACUACCGACUGUACAAGGAGUAUUCAAAGGAUCCUGACUCCGCCCCGGCGCCGCCGCCCCCGAUUCAAGGUCCAUAUGUACUCUAUGGCGCCAGUUACACGACUGAUGAUGUACUUCCUGGUCUAGAAGAGCAAGGUGUUCGUCAACUGUAUCCUAAAGGACCGAAUAUUGAUUUCAAGAAGGAGCUGAGAUCACUUAACCGUGAAUUGCAACUACAUUUGUUGGAGCUUGCUGAUGUUCUUGUGGAGAAGCCGUCACAAUAUGCUAGGAGAGUAGAAGAUAUCUCGCUUAUUUUCAAGAACUUGCAUCACCUGCUCAACUCAUUGCGCCCACACCAGGCUAGAGCUACACUCAUCCAUAUUUUGGAACUCCAGAUACAACGGCGCAAGCAAGCUGUCGAGGACAUUAAAAGGAGACGAGAAGAAGCUCAAAAACUUCUCAACGAGGCCCUUGGAACACUUGAUGGACAGUAGAGUCCGAUCGAAGAGUGAGUCAUUUGAACAUACUCUUGGAACCCAACAUAGGUGACAAACGAGCGAGGCAGAGAUGGAUAUCUAUACUUGCGGAUCAUUAGCAGCAUUUUGCCCAAAGGUGCGUCGCAUUUCAUUAAGUUUCUCUAUUAUCGUAGUUUUACUUGUAGUUGGCCUUUUACUGCUUAAAAACUUGCCAUGUUUUCAAGUGGUAAAGUUCCCCGCAUUCGACCUAUUCGAAAGAUGCGAUUCAAUCUAAUGUUAUCCGGGUUUGGAUCGGAAAUAUUUGACUUGUGUUUUGUAUUUAAAUACAUUUAAUAUGGUAUAUUAUUAAAAGUGUACUCUUUCGUUUUAAUAAAACAAUU